This is a messenger RNA of Dictyostelium discoideum AX4, 1218 nucleotides long. RefSeq names its product NADH:flavin oxidoreductase/NADH oxidase domain-containing protein. The coding region runs from base 1 to 1218 and encodes 405 amino acids. The record is from RefSeq and is a predicted model, not a curated record. NCBI's taxonomy places the organism in Eukaryota, Evosea, Eumycetozoa, Dictyosteliales, Dictyosteliaceae. Gene Ontology annotation, molecular function: NADP binding; FMN binding; oxidoreductase activity. The transcript is spliced from 2 exons.
AUGACAGGAUCAGUACCAAAAUCUAAUUAUUCUGAUGCUGCUGAAGAGGAGAAUAAUAAAAUUCCAAUAUUAUUUACACCAUUAAAAAUUAAAAAUAUGGAAUUAAAGAAUCGUUUUGUUGUUAGUCCAAUGUGUCAAUAUUCAAGUAAAGAUGGAUAUUUUAAUGAUUUUCAUUUCGGUCAUUAUACAUCAUUUGCAAAGGGUGGUAGUGGUUUAAUAGUUAUUGAAGCAACAGGUGUUGUACCAGAGGGACGUAUUACAUAUGGUUGUACUGGUCUUUGGAAAGAUUCUCAAAUUGAAGGUUUAAAAAGAAUCGUUGAUUUCUCACAUGAAUUUGAAGCAAAAGUUGGUAUCCAAUUAGCUCAUGCAGGUCGUAAAGCAUCUAACGAGGUCCCAUAUUUAGAUGGAGCUAGAAAUUCCCAUCUUACAAUUCCAUUCGAUCAUCCAAGUGGUAAUGGUUGGAAAGUGUAUGGUGCAUCACCAAUCCCAUGGAAUGAAGUUAUGGCAGUACCAAUUGAAAUGACAAUUCAAGAUAUUGAAAAUGUAAUUGAAUCAUUCAAAUCUGCAGCUGUUAGAUGCAUUAAAGCUGGUUUGGAUUUCAUUGAAAUUCACGGUGCACACGGAUACUUGAUUAGUUCAUUCUUAUCAACAACUUCAAAUAAACGUACUGAUAGCUAUGGUGGUUCAUUUGAGGGUAGAGUUAAAUUAUUAAUAGAAGUUGUUAAAGCUGUCCGUUCAGUUUGGACAACUGAAAAGCCAUUAGCCGUUAGAAUCUCUGCUGAUGAAUGUGUUAGAGAAGCUGAUGGAAUAACUGAAUCACCUUUGAAUGGGUGGGGAAUUAAUGAUUCAAUUAAAUUGGCAUCAAUAUUGGAACAGUAUGAUGUCGAUUUAUUGGAUCCAUCAAGUGGUGGUAAUAAUAAACUUCAAAAUAUUAAACCAGUACCACUUUAUCAUGUACCAUACUCUAGUGCAAUUAAAAAUUCUAUUAAAGAACGUUCUGGUAAAUUAUUGGUUUCAGCAGUUGGAUUAAUUGAUAAUGCUGAAAAUUCAGAAUCAAUUUUACAAUCUGGAAGUGCAGAUUUGAUUUUCUUGGGUCGUCCAUUCCUUAGAAAUCCAUUCUUACCUGUUGAAUUUGCUAAACAAUUAAAUUUAAAAAUUGAUUAUGCUCCACAAUAUCAACAUGCAAGAAAUUCAUCAUUACUUUAUUCUAGUAAAUAA